UUCAUUUAGGUUAAAAUUUGUUCAUACCGAUCACUUGCUACACAAGCUAAUGAUUUUUUUGGUUUACUCUUUAUGGAUCAAUCAGAGUUCAAAUAUGGUCCAUCACACUCGGUGUCCGUCGUGGAUAAACCCGACUACGAUGGUUGCGACAGUAGCAGACCGACGCAGAGUUUUUCCGAAAGAGACACAAAGAUCAAUCUAACAAGAGUAGGAAAUAUACACUUCAUUUGCCCUACUUUUGGUCACUGCCUCGGUGGCAUGAAACUCGCUGUUCCCGUACUUGCCGCCGUUUCAUCAGCGCCUUCACCGUCUCCAUCGGCGCUUUCGCCGUCUCCAUCAGCGCCUUCACCGUCUCCAUCGGCGCUUUCGCCGUCUCCAUCCUCGGGAAACUCAAAAAACGCUAAAAACGCGGCGUCUAAGAGAAUCAUGAGUUAUGGAAAGAUUGGGGUGACGAUGGUGUUGAUGUACGGUGUGAUUGGAUAAUUCCUACCAGUCGAACUAGUCUAUCUUCAACUGCUCUUCUUGUGUGUAAUAAAUUAUUUCCUUUCUUCAUUACUUUUUUGUUUACUGUUUAUCUUUUCUCUUAUUCUUUUUUUCUUUAACUGGUCAUGGACGUAGCACAAUGCGUCAUUGUUAUCAUGUUAUACAUGCUUACUGCGUAAAGUAAAAUCGUAGCUCAUUACCAAAAAAAUCUGAGAAUUCCACUUUUGUCCUGUGGGUU
Camelina sativa (false flax) is the source of this 721-nucleotide messenger RNA. Lineage: Eukaryota; Viridiplantae; Streptophyta; Magnoliopsida; Brassicales; Brassicaceae. The record is from RefSeq and is a predicted model, not a curated record.